Messenger RNA from Spodoptera littoralis (African cotton leafworm), 4487 nucleotides. The record is from the annotation of a GenBank genome assembly. Lineage: Eukaryota; Metazoa; Arthropoda; Insecta; Lepidoptera; Noctuidae.
AUGGACAGAGGAAAAAUGCCUUCAGCGGGUCGAGGAGCUAAAAGCAAGGCUCCACAGCACCCACAAGAUAUCUUUGCGUUGGGCAGUAAGUCCACUGUGGUGGUCUCCAGGGACCCUGAGAAGAGAAACAUCCAUAAACCUUCUACCAGUGGUGUAGAACGCAAAAGAGAACCCUCAGGGUUUGGCAGUCAGCCGCCCAGCAAGCGUGCGAGAAUUGGUUCACCUGCUGAGGCAGUUGGAGGCCUGCUGACAGGCUCAAUACGUCUCCUCAAAUCGCAGCGUUCCAAACCAGACCCAAUACUAUGCAUGGGUUUACUAUACCUGACUAAAAUAAGACCGAACAUGUUUGCGCAUGAGACGGUUACGCAGAGCCUCUGUACGUUACUGAAGAGGGAACAAGGAGCUGCGUUCAAGAACAAAGGAAAUCCGCUUGUGUAUAUUCUGGCGUGUAACAUGCUGUAUGCUGGACACAGGGAGAGCAAUAACUGGCCUGAUAUAUUUAUUAAGGUUUACAUUGAGGAUGCCUUGAAUGAGCGUUGCUGGGUGGAAUGUUCAUGGUGCAAAUGCUUCGUGGAGAAUGUGGUGACUGCGUUCAGCACCAAACAGCCACCAUCACACCUAAUACCCACUGAUAACACCUUGGUCAUGUUUUUACAUUCGUGCUACAGAUAUUCUACUAGCUAUGAGGCGGUGGAGACACUCGUCCUGGAAGCCAUCAAGGAACAGAUCCAACGUCGCUCGGCGGCCCCCGACGCUAUCGGCAAGGGAUUCCUCAAGCUACUGUCUGCCACGUGCGGCUUCCCAGAGAUCCGUAUGAUAUCAGCGUCUCGCCUCGAAGCGUGGCUGCAUUCGGGCAAGCUGUGGCGCUGUGCGCAGGAGUUGUUGGCCUACGUGUGUUGUAACUGCGACGCCUGCGGACCCACCGCGGCCAGGGACCACGAGGUGCUGGCUCAGCUGGCGCGGAUGAGGCUCAAGACCAAACCUCUGCAGGCGGCCUACCAGGCCUGUCUUCGAGAGAUGGUGUCGGACAGCCCUCCACUCCUGCGCAGCGUAGUGACGCAUACGAUCUACAACGAGCUGUCCAACGUGCGGUCCCCCAACAACAUGGCGGAGUUAGUUCUCCGGCCAGAAGAUUAUCUUCGUCCGCUACGCGCGUUAACGCGCGAGGUGGUGCGUGCAGCGCGCGCAGACGCGCAGGCACUACUGCCGCUGGCGCGUGCGCUGGCGCAGCCUCCGCCACACGAACCGCCGCAAGAAGUGAUGUUCGUGGAGCCAGCGGAAACAUAUAGCAAGGUGGACAACUGGCCCCCAGAGUCGGAGCGUGCCGCCACCUACCGGUUAUGUUGCGAGGCUCCGUUACCUCAGAACACGCUACUACGGGUCAUCUUCAUCGGCCUCUCCAAGGACAUCCCGGUGUCACCGGCAGAAGUGUUCGAGCUGGUGGAGCAGUUGGUGCGCCGCGCAUGCGCCCUGCCCGCCGAGGAGAACCCCCUGCAGGUGGACAAGCUGGAGAUAGCUGACUACAUCUUCCAGCUGUGUCAGUUCAACCCACCUGAUAAUAUCACACUGCCGGCUGGCUACACCCCUCCAGCGCUGGCCAUCACGUCGCUGUACUGGCGCGGCUGGAUCCUGCUGACGAUGCUGGCUGCCCAUAACCCCCAGCAGUUCGCAGAGCGCGCCGCCGCCAUGUAUCCUACACUCAGAGCCCUCAUCGAGAUGUGUAUCACCAACAAGCCGAGUAUAGAAUGGAGUACCAGUACCACGGCGGAGGCGGAGCGCGCGGAGGCGGAGCGAGCUGCCAUACUACAGCUGGAGACUCACCUGGCGGCCGCCAGUAACUCCAAGAUGCCGGUCAAUGAACAUAACUCCAGGCUGCUCAGUCAGCUAACCACUUUGGAACCCCUGGGUCCUGCGAGGAAGCCUCCGCAAGCGAUCAUAGAGACCCUGCAGGCGAUGAGCUCACAGAUGAGGCUGGGCAAGUUAUUGUGUCGACAACCGGCGCUACUGCUGGACCUGGUGGAGAGACAUGGAACUAGGAGAGCCAUGCCCUGGCUACAUCAACUGCUCAGGCACGACCAGCUCGAACUUAGCGUGCUGCCGGUGCAGUGCCUGUGCGAGUUCCUGUCGGCGGGCGGCGCGGGCGGCGAGGUGGGCAAGGCGGGCGAGCUGUGCGGACACCUGCGCCGCACCGUGGCAGACUCCGAGGCGGGCGCGCGCGCCGUGCUGCACUACUACAUGACGCGCCUCGCGCACACACACGCGCCCACCCGCGCGUCCGCCAAUAGGGGUCUGAAGCUGGUGCUGCAAUCUUCAGACGAUACAUCUGAAACUGAUUACAACGCUGACGUUGGUCCCGACGAGUGGCUGGAGCUGGUGUGGGCGCUGCCGCACUGGGAGGCCGUGCGCGACGACGUGGUGCUGCGCGUGCGCACCGCCUGCGCCGUGGAGUGCGUGCCGCGCCAUCUGGCCGCCUACAUCGCCUUCCUGCAGCACUACGUCGCCUGCACGCCCGCGCUCGACCAUACCGACCUCGAUCUGGGCCAGGUGAUAAUGGAACGAGCGCAGGUGAUGGGCAACGUACUGGGCACGGGCGAGCGCACCGAGCACGACGUGCACGACGCGCACGAUACUAACGUGCACGAGUUACAGCGCGCACAGCAUCGUGCGCUGUAUUCACUCACCAAGAUAUUAUAUGACUAUCUGCAAAAGCUCCGUAGCGGCGCAGCAUGCGAGGCUAGCGCGGGCUCGGCGUGGUCGUUCAACGAGCGCGUGUCCGUGCAGUGGCCGAGCGGACGCACUGCGCGCACGCAUCUCAUGUUAUCUAAUGCUAUAGUAUCUCCCUCUAGCUCCGUAGCGGCGCAGCAUGCGAGGCUAGCGCGGGCUCGGCGUGGUCGUUCAACGAGCGCGUCAUGCGAGGCUAGCGCGGGCUCGGCGUGGUCGUUCAACGAGCGCGUGUCCGUGCAGUGGCCGAGCGGACGCACUGCGCGCACGCAUCUCAUGUUAUCUAAUGCUAUAGUAUCUCCCUCUAGCUCCGUAGCGGCGCAGCAUGCGAGGCUAGCGCGGGCUCGGCGUGGUCGUUCAACGAGCGCGUGUCCGUGCAGUGGCCGAGCGGACGUACUGCGCGCAUGCAUCUGGUGUUGGCGCACGCGUACGUCAAACUGCUGUGUAUUGGACCCUCUAUGUGUAAAUGACACAAACCAAGAAAUGUACUCCUGGUUGAUGUCGGUAUGGGUGGGCAGCGAAGCCCCGGCGGCGUACACCGCGUCGGGGGCGGAGGCCUGCCUGCUGCCGGACUGGCUGCGCCUGCACAUGGUGCGGUCGGCGCGGCCGCCGCUGCUCGAGGCCGGCAUGAGAGCUCUACCUGCGCCUAAACUGGCACUCUUCAUACAGACUUUCGGCAUGCCUGUGCAAGCUAUGAGUGCGCUCCUGUCAGCCCUGGACGCAUGCCCAGCGGGUGCCCUGUCCCGCCUGGGCGUGGAACGCGGGUACAUGUCACAGUUGCUGGGCGUGCAGCGCGCGCGGGGGGCCACUGGUGGACAUGCCUUCGCAGCCACGCUCAGACUCACGCCGCUCACAUACCCACCUGACGACAAGUUAUUCGUGAAAGAAGAACUACCGAUGGAGCCGGAGGACGAGUGGGGUAGCUGUGUAGUACCGGCGCCAUUACAUCCCGACCAAGUGUCUCCACUGCUCAACACCUUGGUGAGCGCGGACGUGUGGCGCGGCGGCGGCAGCGCGUCCCGCGGCGUGCUGGCGUGGCUGCGCGCGCUGGCGGGCCGCGCGGCCGGCGCCGCCGCGCUCGUGGCAGACACCCUGCUGAUGCAGUGCAAGAUGCUGGCGGGCCCAGUGGUGGACGUGCUGCGCACGUUGGAGGCCGCGUCUCCCAGUACAUUGGAAGCUCUGGGCAACCGCAUCAUAUCGAGCCAGGACACGCGCGUCAUUGUGGACGUCAUUACACACAUACUCGAGAAGAGCCAGGAUGGACACUACGAGUCCAAGAUAAAACACGAGGAUGGUAGUGCGGGUCCUGCGCACGUGUUCUCCCGCGGCGGCCUCGGCUGCGGCCUGCUGCUGGACUGGAUGUCGGAGCUGCAGAGGGAGGCUCUCGGGCCCAGCGACCAGAGGCAUCGGCAGGUCGAUGCAGCUAAUGUUCCGGUCGGGCUGCGCCCCCUGGCGGCCACUGCUGGUGACCCUGCUGGCCCACCGAGCGUCCUGGAGGACCCUGCACUACUGCCUCACCACGCUGCUGCAAGAUGAGGGUGGCUGGUCUCCGAGUGCAGUGCUGGACUUCGCGGAGACGUUGGUGGAGAGUCCUCGCGUGUGGCAGGGCCGGGACAAGACCACGCCCAAACAUUACGUGCCCGACGACACGCUGCGGCUCAACUACCAGCAGCUGGGCGUGAUGGUCCGCUACGUGGCGGAGGAGGUCCGCGCGGUGGAGCGCGAGGGCGGCGCGGAGGCGGCGCGGCGGCGGGCCGACGCGCGCC